CUUCACACGACGUUUGCACACUUCCGACACAGUCAUCACCGCACCAUGGGCACUACAACAGGCACCUCAGGCAACGGGACGGGCAGCAGCAACGGUGCCACUCCGAAGAGCACGCCGGCGAAGGGCUCGAACUUGGUCGGGCAGGCGGGUAAGGACUCGGGAACGAACGCGUCCACGCCGUCGACAAUCCUGAAGACGAGGCGAUCGUUCGCUGCUCAAGGUCUGACACCAAUAGUGAAGAGAACAUGGGGAGGCGAAACAGCAGUAACCAUCGCAAUCAAACCCGUCAUCUCAACCGAAGCAUCCCCGGAAGCUCCACCAACAAGCACCACAUCGUCCAAAAAGGGCACUUCAACAACAAAAGCCCGCACACCCUCAGCGGAGCCGCCUCCCACCACCGCACCGAAACUAAAAUCUAGCGUAAAGAGAAAGUCACCAUCAGUGGAUACUUUCCCAUCUGAGAAAAAGGCGGAAACGGCAACAGAUGGGCCACCACAUCAUCGAAAGAAAUUGAAAACACGAGCCGCGCAGACUCCCUCGCCUAACAGCGAGGAAGAGAACAUCGAUAGCAGUAAUGACUCUGUAUCUCAUUCCGAAGCCCCUCCGAAGAGGAGAGCAAAGCCUGCCAAUUCUGCAAUAGCGGCGAAAGCGAGUCGGUCUAAUGGGAGUAAACAGAGCAAUGGUGAUGUAGUGCCGGCGCAGGCAGAGAAAACGACACCAGGGCCCCGACGAAACGCCAAGCGAGGAGCUAGCACGUCCCUGCCAUCUGAGAAUGAAAAUAAUAGCGAUGCGGACAACACGAGGAAGGCACCAGAGCAGACAUCGUCAUCAGCGGCAUUGGUCCCGCCAAACAAACGAGCAACGAAGAAGAUAUCAAGCGGGGAGUCGAGGGAUAAAGAAGCGGACGAAGGCAACGGCGAUAAAGCGCCGUCGACCACGAAAAAGGGGCAAAGUAGGAAGGGGGCGAACGCCAAAGCGAAGGAGGCGGCGGUGCAGGAAGAGGUGGUGGAUGAGGAAGAGGGGGGGCAAGAUGAGGAAAAGAAAGGGAUUUUGGAUGAUGAUUUUAGGCACGAUAACGGCGACGCGGAAAGGCAGGAUGCUCCGGUGGCGGAACUGGCGCCGGCUGCCUAUCCUUCGCAGUUGGAGGUGAUACCACCGCCAACCCGCAAACUACCUCUAAACCAAGCCCUACAAAUGCUCUCGAGGGAGUCGCUGGAACGACUCCUCCACUACUCCGUUUUGGAAGCCACCCGGAUCGAGCUUGCUGAUAUUGCGGACGAGCUGGAAGCGUCGGGCGCGUUGAGUUUGCUACCUCAGGAGUGAAGCGGGAGAGGCGAGAUCACGCAGCGAGUUUUGGCCGAUGGGGGCUCCCGGUUCUAAAUCGCGUGAUCAAUGGAUGACCUUUCAAUUAUUUUGAGCGUAGUUUGAGCCGCAAGGAAAUCAGUCCGGGCAUGUGGCGAAAUAGGCGGCGUAUUCCGUGCAUGUUUUCAAUAUGCCAAAGUGUGAAAUAGGAGGUCCACG
Fimicolochytrium jonesii is the source of this 1521-nucleotide messenger RNA. RefSeq lists its product as uncharacterized. Bases 46 to 1323 code for a protein of 425 amino acids. The record is from RefSeq and is a predicted model, not a curated record. NCBI's taxonomy places the organism in Eukaryota, Fungi, Chytridiomycota, Chytridiomycetes, Spizellomycetales, Powellomycetaceae. The transcript has 3 exons.